GGGUCGCAGCCGGAACCGGUUCCGUAUUUAAGACUCAGCCGGAGGAUGGUGCUGCGUCAGUUGACACUGGAGCGGUCCGCAGGUCGCAGGUCUCGCCGCAGCUCUACCCGAAACAUGCAUCUCGUUGUGUUCGCCGCCCUGGCCGCCCUGGCCGCCGCCGCGCCUCAGGCUCAGUUCGAUGAGUACGGCAAUGUCAUCGAGCAGAAGCAGCCGGAGAUUCGCAUUGUUAACCAGUACUUCGAACAAGACGGCAAGGGCAACUACGAGUAUGGUUACGAGCAGGACAACGGACAGAAGGUGGAGGAGGUGGGCCGCAGCUACCCUGGCUCGGAGCCGGAGACGGGCAGCAUCAGCAAGGAGGGCAGCUUCGAGUACGUCGGACCCGACCAGCGGACGUACCGCGUUGACUAUCGCGCCGACGAAGGCGGCUUCCAGCCUGAGGCUGACCACCUGCCCGUGGGGCCCGACCAGAUCCCCGAGUACGAGCAGCUGCGCCAGGAGCACCCCGAGCUCUUCGUCGGCGCCUUCUGGCUCAACAACUAGGCCGGCUGAUGGCGGCCGGCGCUGACGGAGGGACGGGCGAGAGGAGCGCGCCGGUGGCGGCUGCCCGGAAGUGGGAGUGAGACGCGGGCCGCCGCGACCGUGGCCUCCAGCCUAGCGCUGGCGAGGGCGCGGCAGUCGGAGGAGCCGCCGUGUGCGAGAGCGCACGGACGGACGGAACAUAUCAGUUGGAACUUUGAUGCGAUGAUGAGGCGUUCGUCUUAAAUAAUACAGAUUAUUUUCUCCACUC
This is a messenger RNA of Pollicipes pollicipes, 790 nucleotides long. RefSeq names its product larval cuticle protein 65Ag1. Gene Ontology annotation, molecular function: structural constituent of chitin-based larval cuticle. The record is from RefSeq and is a predicted model, not a curated record. The transcript has 3 exons. Gene Ontology annotation, cellular component: chitin-based extracellular matrix. NCBI's taxonomy places the organism in Eukaryota, Metazoa, Arthropoda, Thecostraca, Pollicipedomorpha, Pollicipedidae. Bases 46 to 543 code for a protein of 165 amino acids.